UCCCGCCGGCUGCGCGGCGCUCUCCCGGAGGCGCGCCCGAGCCGCCGCCGCCGCCGCCAACAUGGCCGAGUCGAGCGAAGAGGUGGCGGUGCUGGUGCAACGGGUGGUGAAGGACAUCACCAACGCCUUCAGGAGGAACCCGCACAUGAGUUCAGGAAACUCGGAAGACUUCAUCCGUGUGUCCACAUCCUGCAUCCGUUUAAGGUAGCCAGGCGCACACACGAUGUGGGUCUGCCUGCUUUGUAAACGCAACUCUUUGGAGGUUCACCCCGGACGUUGGUGAGAGGGGUUACCGAUCACCUUAUUCUUAAUGGGCCCCAGGCCCCUCCUUUUAUUAACCAGAGAGAUGAAAUUGGCCUGAUCCCAUGUCCUGAAGCUCGGUAUAACCGGAGUCCCAUAGUUCUGGUUGAAAACAAACUUGGUGUGGAGAGCUGGUGUGUCAAGUUCCUUUUACCAUAUGUCCACAACUAGCUCCUUUUGUACAGAAUGAGAAAACAGUGGCUGAACAAAGAUGAAUUGAUAGAUGUGACAUGCACCCUGCUGCUUCUAAACCCAGAUUUUACCACUGCCUGGAACGUGAGAAAAGAGCUGAUCCUCUCUGGUACUUUAAAUCCAAUUAAGGACUUACAUCUGGGAAAACUGGCCUUAACUAAGUUUCCAAAGAGUCCAGAAACAUGGAUUCACAGACGAUGGGUGCUACAACAGCUAAUUCAGGAAACCUCCUUGCCUUCCUUUGUAACCAAAGGAAACUUGGGAACAAUUCCUGCAGAAAGGACACAGCGACUAAUACGAGAAGAGAUGGAGGUCUGCGGUGAAGCGGCAGGGAGAUACCCAAGCAACUAUAAUGCCUGGUCCCAUCGCAUCUGGGUUGUACAACACCUGGCAAAGCUAGAUGUCAAGAUUCUUCUUGAUGAAAUAUCUUCUACUAAACACUGGGCCUCCGUGCACGUUUCAGAUCACAGUGGAUUUCACUACCGCCAGUUUUUGUUAAAGUCUUUGAUUAGCCAAACUGUGAAAGACAGUUCUGUGUUGGAGAAAAACCCUUUGAGAAGCGAGCCAGCCAUGGUUCUUCCAAAAGAUGAAGCAGCAGCAGCUUCAGCAGAGGAACCAAGGAUAAAUAUCCCCCAUCUUCUAGAAGAAGAAGUUGAAUUCAGCACUGAUCUUAUUGAUUCCUACCCAGGACAUGAAACCCUUUGGUGUCAUAGGCGACAUGUUUUCUACCUUCAGCAUUACUUAAAUGGUAGGUUUACUCACAGCGUGACCCAGUUGUCACCUGGAGACAGCCCUGGGGGGACCGUGAGUGACUUGCACCACAUCCCAGCAGGCCCCCACACGUCUCAGGCAAUGGAGGUAGAUGGACUGAUUGACUCUAGCAAGCAGGGCUAUUCGCAGGAAACGAAACGCCUGAAGCGGACCCCAGCUCCAGAUUCCCUAGGCCUGGAAAUGGAACACAGGUUCAUCGAUCAAGUGUUGUCCACCUGCCGGAACGUAGAGCAGGCCAGGUUUGCAAAUGCAUAUAGGAAAUGGCUGGAUACUUUGAGUCAAUGAAAGAGACGGACUAUUCCUGCAAGGUUCCCCUUUUAGUGCAAUAUCGCCUUCCUUUCUUAUUUACAUAAUUGCAUGAACUGUUUGCUGUUAUUAGCUAACUAUAUGUUCUUCAUCUUUACCUUAAAAUUCCCUAGUAAGUCUUUCACUUUAUUUAUUUUGUUAAAAACUGGCAUUCCUUUGGGGAUAAAAUAAUUGUAUAGUUCCUUCCUGCUAAACAGUGAGUCUUAAUUUUUUUCUUUGUAACUUUUCAUCCUUUAUAUUUUCUAUACUUCUGUAUUUCUAGAAGAAGCCUAUAUUUCUAGGCUUCUUCUCAUUUGGUUCUCCUAGGUGGUUCACACAUACCUCCACCCACCUCAGUGCAAUUGCUGCAUAGACUAAUUUUUUAACUAAAAAUGUAUGUUGUAGUUCAGCUUAAAAACAAGAUAAAUGCAAAAUUACUUAAUUGUUUUGAGAAUCAAAUGGCCAGAUGGGUGGAUAAGAGAAAAUACAAACCAUUUCUUUCUCUAGCAUGUUCUACUGAAGUUAUAGACCAAGAUAACCAAAGUCAGAAGUAUUGAAAUUUAUAUUAAAAACACGCUUCCAAUGUAACCCAUUUUUUAAAUGAUUAUUUUAAAAGAAAUAAUUUUAAGAGUUUACGUAAUUGUAGUACUAGAAAAUUAUUUUUAUUACUAGUUUUGAUAGAUUGUUUUUACCUCAAAUUUGGUAUAUGCCAAAAACACUCAAGUCAGCCCUUAUAAAAAUCAUUUUUUUAAAAAAACCCUGGAAUGCCAUUUUGAGUUAUUACUACUUAUUUUCUUUCCAAAUUCAUCAUGAAAAAUGGGAGAUAUAUGCAUAGAAAUGUAUCCAUAAAAAAACCUUUCUUUUUAAAAAUUUAAGUUAUUGAGGAUACACUGGAUAAAAUACAAAAUUUUAAUGAAGUG
Molecule: messenger RNA, 2468 nt
Organism: Hipposideros armiger (great roundleaf bat)
Lineage: Eukaryota; Metazoa; Chordata; Mammalia; Chiroptera; Hipposideridae
Gene: PTAR1
Product: protein prenyltransferase alpha subunit repeat containing 1
Exons: 8
Coding region: 487-1548 (353 amino acids)
Biological process (GO): protein prenylation
Cellular component (GO): cytoplasm
Molecular function (GO): protein prenyltransferase activity
Source: RefSeq, a predicted model, not a curated record